Messenger RNA from Cydia strobilella, 756 nucleotides. RefSeq lists its product as uncharacterized. Bases 85 to 714 code for a protein of 209 amino acids. The transcript has 5 exons. The record is from RefSeq and is a predicted model, not a curated record. Lineage: Eukaryota; Metazoa; Arthropoda; Insecta; Lepidoptera; Tortricidae.
GGUGUGACUGUUUUUAUACAUUUUUAUUUAUUUAUAUUUUAUUUGCAAAGUGCAUAAAACUGUAAAGAUGAAGGAAUAGCAGGAAUGGAGAUGGAUCCUAUAACCGAGUCACCCAAGCUCCCCAAUAUGGUUAUGUGCGGGGACCACCCCUCGUUCACCAAGACGGAGCUGAACGCCAAGGAGACUGAUGAGAAGGAGCAACCCAUCCCGCUCUCGUUCGCCAAGCUCUCUUCUACGUCCGCUCGCUCCCUGCGGACCUCGCCUCGCCGGGGGCGCAAGUCCGGGCACGCUCUGGACGUAACGCGCCGCGUUUCUCGCGAUAGACUGCUCGACCCGCAGGGCCACAGCGGCGCUCUCGUGACAGCGGCCCUGGGAACCUUUCGCUGGCCGCCGUACCUGCUGACGGUGUGGGUGAUAGUGCUGGUGCUAACACACGCGCUGCAUUGCCUCGUCAGCUGCCUCGGGCGUGUGUUGCCUCGCCUCAGAAACCUAUGCGAGCACCUCCGCUCAUGCACGGAGCACCAGUGGCACUCGAGCGCCACCAACCGCCUGUGCCCGGCCGCGCUCGCUGCGCUCACCGCGGCGCUCUACGCUUUAUACUGCAGCCUCUACGUGUUGCACGCGGUCGCCGUGUGGUCCGUGGAGCCGCUGACGGACGAGAAGGACGGUUCGGUGGAGACCAAGGUCACGGAUUACGAUGAGAGCGAUGUUUAGCUUGAAAUAGCUCUUAUUGAGACGAAAUAAAGGCUAUAAAAG